AUGGUUGAACGUGACUUCUACGUGAACGAUUUGAUGACAGGUAAAGACGAAGGCCAGGGGGCAGUUUAUUUGUUUCAACAGCUUACAGAGAUGCUAAAUAAAGGACAAUUUUAUUUUCGCAAGUUGAUCUCGAAUGACAGGACAGUAACAUCAGCCUUACAACAAUCUGAGAGUACUGACUAUCAUCACAUUAAGGUAUCUGAAUUAACGAAGGCUUUAGGUUUUAAUUGGAGCACUAAGGAAGAUAUAGUUUACUUCGUGUUGUGCAAAUUCUCUAGUCAACCACCUACAAAGCGUACUGUAAUUUCAGACAUCGCACGACUAUUUGAUCCAUUGGGUUGGUUAGCACCAGUCACAAUCAAGGCCAAAAUGAUGCUCCAAUGUCUUUGUACAAUUGGAACACCAUGGGAUGAAUUGUUACCUACAGUCAUUGCAGAACAAUGGAAAGGCUUUAGGGCUGAACUUCAAACAUUAACAGAAAUAAAAAUACCAUGUCAUGCUAUUGACAGAAAAUACCCACUUCAACUGCAUGGGUUUGCUAACGCAUCUGAACGAGCUUAUGCUGCUGUCGUGUACAGUAGGCAACAAAUUCAGGGAGAAGUUAUAAUCAAGAUACUCUGUGCAAAGAUUAAAGUGGCUCCAUUGAAGGUUGUGACUCUUCCUAGAUUAGAACUCUGUGCAACACAACUCUUAGCUAAGCUAAUGCAUCGAGUGAAUCAACAAUUGCAAAUAAAUAAAGAAAACAUUUUCGCUUGGUCAGAUUCAACUAUAGCUUUGUCUUCGAUUCAAAGUGAGUCUAGAAAUUGGAAAACUUUCGUGGCAAACUGA
Messenger RNA from Centruroides sculpturatus (bark scorpion), 828 nucleotides. RefSeq lists its product as uncharacterized. The record is from RefSeq and is a predicted model, not a curated record. The transcript has a single exon. Lineage: Eukaryota; Metazoa; Arthropoda; Arachnida; Scorpiones; Buthidae. The coding region runs from base 1 to 828 and encodes 275 amino acids.